Molecule: messenger RNA, 2817 nt
Organism: Jaculus jaculus (lesser Egyptian jerboa)
Lineage: Eukaryota; Metazoa; Chordata; Mammalia; Rodentia; Dipodidae
Gene: Lgi3
Product: leucine rich repeat LGI family member 3
Exons: 8
Coding region: 6-1652 (548 amino acids)
Biological process (GO): regulation of exocytosis
Cellular component (GO): synaptic vesicle
Molecular function (GO): protein binding
Source: RefSeq, a predicted model, not a curated record
GCGGCAUGGCCUGGCUGCGGGCGAGGCAGGGCCCAGGGCGCCGGCUGCUGGCGCUGUCCACGCUGGGGUUUUGCCUGAUGCUGCAAGUCAGUGCCAAGAGGCCCCCGAAGACGCCCCCCUGCCCGCCCAGCUGCUCCUGCACCAGGGACACGGCCUUCUGCGUGGACUCUAAGGCAGUGCCCAGGAAUCUGCCCUCGGAGGUCAUCUCCCUGACCCUGGUGAAUGCCGCCUUCUCCGAGAUUCAGGACGGCGCCUUCUCCCACCUGCCGCUGCUGCAGUUCUUGUUACUCAACUCCAACAAGUUCACGCUGAUUGGAGACAACGCCUUCACAGGACUGUCGCACCUGCAGUACCUCUUCAUUGAAAACAAUGACAUCUGGGCACUCUCCAAGUUUACCUUCAGAGGACUCAAGUCCUUGACACACCUCUCACUGGCCAACAAUAACCUGCAGACACUGCCCAGAGAUAUCUUCCGACCCCUGGACAUCUUGAGUGACUUGGACCUGCGAGGCAACGCGCUCAACUGUGACUGCAAGGUGAAGUGGCUGGUGGAAUGGUUGGCACACACCAACACCACCGUGGCCCCCAUCUACUGCGCCAGCCCACCCCGCUUCCAGGAGCACAAAGUGCAAGACCUGCCCCUGAGGGAAUUUGACUGUGUCACCACAGAUUUUGUGCUGUAUCAGACCCUGUCUUUCCCAGCGGUGUCGGCUGAGCCCUUCCUUUACUCCAGUGACCUCUAUUUGGCUCUGGCCCAGCCUGGUGCCAGUGCCUGCACCAUCCUGAAGUGGGACUAUGUGGAACGGCAGCUUAGAGACUAUGACAGAAUCCCAGCACCUUCGGCCGUGCACUGCAAGCCCAUGGUGGUGGACAGCCAUCUCUAUGUGGUCGUGGCCCAGCUGUUUGGUGGCUCUUACAUUUACCACUGGGACCCCAACACCACACGGUUCACCAAACUACAGGACAUCGACCCGCAGCGUGUGCGCAAGCCCAAUGACCUGGAGGCCUUCCGCAUCGACGGGGACUGGUACUUUGCUGUGGCUGACAGCUCCAAGGCAGGUGCCACCAGCCUCUACCGUUGGCAUCAGAAUGGCUUCUAUUCUCACCAGGCCCUCCACGCUUGGCACCGUGACACGGACCUUGAGUUUGUGGAUGGCGAGGGCAAGCCACGCCUGAUCGUGUCUAGUAGUUCACAGGCGCCUGUCAUCUACCAGUGGAGUCGUGCCCAGAAACAGUUUGUGGUUCAGGGAGAGGUGACCCAGGUACCUGAUGCCCAGGCUGUGAAACACUUCCGAGCCGGCCGCGACAGCUACCUGUGCCUCAGUCGCUAUAUCGGUGACUCCAAGAUCCUGCUGUGGGAGGGCACUCGCUUUUCAGAGGUGCAGGCCCUGCCCUCCCGGGGUUCACUGGCCCUGCAGCCCUUUCUGGUGGGUGGGCACCGCUACCUGGCGUUGGGCAGUGACUUCUCGUUCACCCAGAUCUACCAGUGGGACGAGGGGAGACAGAAGUUUGUCCGGUUCCAGGAGCUGGCUGUGCAGGCCCCUCGGGCCUUCUGCUACAUGCCCGCGGGGGACGCCCAGCUGCUCCUGGCCCCCAGCUUCAAGGGACAAACGCUGGUGUACCGACAUGUCGUGGUGGAUCUCAGUGCCUAGAGGGCACCAUGGCCUCUGGGUUCCUCGGGGUGGCGCUGGAGGCUGGAGAGGGGUCCGGUUGUGAGCAGCAUGUGUCCUCAAGUGAGGUCACAUGUGGCUAACCUGCACCUGUGCUCUUACACACACAAACACACACAGACGGCCACACUGAUGAACUGGGGCUCACAUUGGGGAUCUGCCCAGGGAACGUAAGUAUAAUUCGCACCUGUAAUAUGCACCAGGUGCCCAGAGCCCAGGCUCUCCUGUACGUACCACCUUUAUUCCCCCUUAGCAGUGCACGUGAGUGGCGGGUGGGCUGCAGGGUGGGGCGCUUAAUCUUCUGCCCUCUGGCCUUCCAUACAGGUGCUUCCGGUGUUCGUGGGCCUGUCUAGCCUCCACAGUUGCACCCACAACCCUCUCCCCAGGUGGCCCCCUUCUGCAUGCACAUGUGGAUGCCGGCGGACACACUCAAUUACACACUCGCGCACACCUAGCCACACUCCCAUUUCUCCAUACGCACGUGGCCAGGAGCGCGCGCACGUGCAGACUAGCCGCUGCGCAGAUGGGCUCCCUCCCGUCUCUCACUAUUGCCUUGCUGCUCUUGUUGGAGGGGCCCACAGCCCAUCUCCUCUGUUCACCCCGAGUGGCUAAUAAUUACUGGGGUGUUGGUGAGCCUCGUGUGGCCUUCCAGGGACAGAACACCUUCACCCCAAGCAAUAAGGGCAGCAGAGGCAAGGGCAAGCGGCUCUUGGCAGUGGCUCCUCCCACUGGAGUUUUCUUUGGUGACUCUGAGUCCCAGCAAGAGACCGCUCCUAUGAAAAGCUUUCCAUAGGUAGCUAUUGCUUUGUCAGGCUCUGGCCAGCCCUUUCUUUGAGAUGUGGGCCCGAGCCACCGAUGUGGGCGCCAGGAAUAGAGUUUGGUUUGGCGCAUCUUGGGAGCGCUGGCACCUCUGCACUCCACAGAGGCACCCUCAACGCCUCUCAGUGGAGGCCGAGCUUGGCAGACGAGGGGCCUGCCUGCGGGGCCUCUGGGAAACCAGACUUCUGCUGCCCUCUGCUGUCCGCCGGGAACAGCAGCUCUUAGAGGCUGAUGGUGGCAGGGAAUGUCCAGGGCGCCCAGCGACACUUGGGGGCAACGCUAUGAUUCACCUGCUUCAAAUAAAAAGUUCCACCCCCCCCCCUUGCCA